UUUACUACAUGAGGAAAAACUACGCUCACUAGGGGGUCCUYAACUAGAAGGGAUACAGCUUUUUGGCUAUUUUAACUAACCCUAACUUAAUUAUCCUAACCUGCUACGUUAARUAUUCUAACKUGCUGCGUACGUUCUCCUAACCUAUUACGAAAAGUKAAAUCUGGCAAAAGAUGUAUUKAAUUUAGUCAAAACCSUUCUAGGGGKUUAUUUYGCGACUUAGUCGCUCUAUUUGAUMAGUUUUUAGAUACCUUCGGCGACUUUUAUUGGUAAAAGAGUCUAGCGACAAAUGCAGCUACUUUUCAGAUAGCCUUGGGGGAGUUUUGAUAGCUUUAGCGAAUUURCCCAAACAAUUAUGCCGCAAACGAGAGUGGGAGAAGUUGUCUGUGGAACAGAAAUCACAGUAACCGCGCACACACAGGCAGAGAAUCACAAGGGCGAGGUGUGCGGCGGGAAAGGGGACAAAAACGCUACGCUGGGAGAAUCAGCUGUGCCACAGCAAAGCAAAUUGGUGRUGUGACGUUGUCGCGGAAAAGGUCCUCUAGCGACAAGAUUGCACUCCAAGGGAUUAACAGAUACUCUGAAUGAUGAUUAAGAAUCACGAAGAAGAUGAGUUUGUUGCUGUGCGAGUCCAAGAUCCUCGGGUUCAGAAUGACGGGUCUUGGAAUUCAUACGUAGAUUUCAAGAUAUUCCUACACACCAACAGCAAGGCCUUCACGGCCAAGACGUCAUGUGUGCGCCGGCGCUACAGUGAGUUUGUCUGGCUCAAGAAGAGGAUGCAGAAGAACACUGGCUUGGUACCUGUCCCAGACCUGCCCAGCAAGCCCUUCUURUCCUCUAGUGGUGAGGACUUCCUUGAGAAGAGGAGGAAAGGCCUGCAGUCCUUUCUGGACAAAGUGUGUAGCAUGACAGUGUGUCUGUCAGAUAGCCAGCUCCACCUCUUCCUGCAAACCCAACUGCCGGUUGGUCACAUCCUGGACUGUGUGCAGGGCCACACCCCCUACACGGUGACAGAGGCCAUCCUCACCUACGGCUCAUCCAAUCAGGGCCGGGUUCCAGAAAUGGACUCGGCCCAGGACCCGAGUCUUACUCCAGUUCCGUAUGAGUCCYUGGAGAGCCCUGUUCCUCAUCUACCUACRCUGCAAUGUGAAGAGCCCCUCACCCCUGUGAACCUCACCUCCAGUGAGCCAGAGGGCCUAUGGACUGAGAAGUUCCUAGCUGACCCCCAUGACAUAGACGCUGUAGAGUUACAGCUGAGAGAGUUACUCGGUGAGACCCCUUCCUCAGAGAUCACCCAAGAGGACCACGAUGUAGUCCAGGUAGAGGCCGUCCUGGAGACACACAGCCCAGUGGAGACUAUCUUUAAGUGGGACGGCCAUGAAGACUCUACCCCAGAAAGGCUCGACCAUGAGGAGGUGAUCCACUACCAAGGGGAUUGUCAACAGCUGACACUUGUGGAAGCGCACUGUGAAAAGGACACCGGCUUGGAGGAGGAGUGUGUAACGGAGGUGAAGAAUGAGAGGGUCAUUGAGGAGACCCAUACAGACAUCCCUCCCAAACAGAGUAGCCCAGAGCUAGACAUCCAUGAGGAAACCCCUCAAGAUGGCCUAAGGGAGACAGUUCUAGAGGACCUUAACCCUGCGGAGGAAGCUCAAGAAACAACCUCAGAGGGGGACAGCGACAAAGACACAGUAACAGCCAUUAAGCUGGACAGCCAAGGACACACGGAUGAGAUCAACUCCCACGUAGAGGUGGAAAGUGUUGAUAACUCAACCCAAGAGGUAGAAAAUUGAGACGUUGCAACCCAAAAGGUAGAAGUCGAUGACUCAUCUCGAGGUGGAAAGUGGCGAUGAGGCAACCCAAGGGAAGACUCCCUUGGACAUUCAAC
Salvelinus sp. IW2-2015 is the source of this 1888-nucleotide messenger RNA. The record is from RefSeq and is a predicted model, not a curated record. Lineage: Eukaryota; Metazoa; Chordata; Actinopteri; Salmoniformes; Salmonidae.